Molecule: messenger RNA, 3823 nt
Organism: Callithrix jacchus (white-tufted-ear marmoset)
Lineage: Eukaryota; Metazoa; Chordata; Mammalia; Primates; Cebidae
Source: RefSeq, a predicted model, not a curated record
AUGGUGUGGGCGGGACUUCCGGCGGCGCCGUCCGGGUUCCGUUAGCUUGGCAUCGUCGAGAUCAGCAUUCGCUGAUUUAUGGUGUCACAGAGGUCUGGGUCGGGACUGAGGUGAGAGAGCGGAAAAACGCGAGAAGCGGUGUUCCUUCUACACAGUGGCAAGAGUGAGGAUCGUCUGAGUGGGCUGCAGGCGCUGCUCGUUCCCACCUGGCUCUUCCCUGCCUGGACUGGAGGAGGCCGGGCCGGUGAACCUGACCGAGGGUCCAUGGCAGCAACGCAUAAGGACCCUGCACAGACGGAGUUUCGCUCUCGUUAUCCCAGCUGGAGUGCAAUGGCGUCAUCUCGGCUCACCGCAACCUCCGCCUCCUGGGUUCAGGCAAUUCUCCUGCCUCAGCCUCCCCAGUAGCUGGGAUUAUAGGCACGCGCCACCAUGCCCAGCUGAUUUUUUGUAUUUUUAGUAGAGACGGGAUUUCACCAUGUUGACCAGGAUGGUCUCAAUCUCUUGACCUCGUGAUCCACCUGCCCCAGCCUCCCAAAGUGCUGGGAUUACAGCUUUGAGCCACCGUGCCCAGCCGAGCUGCCUGUAUUUUACAAUGGAGAGAGCAAGGAAGCUUGGGAGCUGAGAUGGGAAGAGGGGUCAGGAAUGGCCCCACAGUUUGGCCUUGUUUGGAAGGAUGGAUGGUCCAGCAGCUAAGAUGAUUGUAUGGUCUUUGAGGAUGUGGCCAUAUAUUUCUCCCAGGAGGAGUGGGGGAUCCUUAAUGAUGCUCAGAGACACCUGCACAGCAAUGUGAUGCUGGAGAACUUUGCGCUUUUGUCAUCAGUAGGUUGUUGGCAUGGAGCCAAUGAUAAGGAGGCAUCUUCCAAGCAAUGUGUUUCUGUAAGGGUGUUACAGGUCACAACCCCAAAGUCAGCUUUGUCCACCCUGGAGGCCCAGCCCUGCAAGACAUGUAGCACACUUCUGAAGGACAUUCUGCACCUGGCCGAGCACAACGGAACACACCCUGACCAAGGGCUCUACACGUGUGCAGCAGAGCAUUACCUGCACCAAAAGGAGCAGAUUAGAGAGAAGCUCAGCAGAAGUGAUGAGUGGAGGCCUUCAUUUGUGAACAACAAUGUUCACACGGCAGAGAGGAACUUCACCUGCACACAGAGUGGCAAGGAUUUGACUGCCAGUUCAGACCCUCUCCAGCAACAGAUCUUAAACAGUGGGUGGAAGCUGUACAGGGAUACCCAGGAUGGGGAAGCCUUUCAGGAUGAACAGAAUGAUUACAACUCCAGCCAAGGUGGGAAAGAGUUUUGCCACCAACAUAAGCUGUCUGAGCACCAAAAAACCCAUACUGGGGAGAGGCCUUAUGAGUUCAGUGAAUGUAGGGAACCAUUUCGGUACAAUUCCGACCUUAUUAAGUAUCAGCAAAAUCGUGCUGGAGAAAGGCCUUAUGAAUGCACUGAAUAUGGAAAGACCUUUAUUAGAAAGUCCAACCUUGUUCAGCAUCAGAAAAUUUGUACCGAAGGCUUUCUCUCAAAAAGGUCUGACCCUCUUGAACAUCAGGAGGUUUGCAGUAAACCAACACCUUAUGAAUGCACCCAGUGUGGGAAAGCUUUCCUUACACGGGCUCAUCUUGCUGGUCACCAGAAAAUCCAUACUGGAGAACAACAGCCCUAUGAAUGCAACAAGUGUGGGAAAUUUUUUAUGUACAACUCGACACUCAUUAGACAUCAGAAAGUUCAUACUGGCAAAAGGCCUGCUAAGUGUAGCAAAUACGGGAAAGGCUUUAGCCUCAAACUUGUUCAGCACCUGAAAAUUCACACUGGAGAAAGGCCUUAUGAGUGCACUGGAUGUGGGAAAGCCUUUGUUAGAAAGUCCCACCUAGUUCAGCACCAGAAAAUCCACACUGAAGCAUCUUCAAAAAGAUCUGACCUCAUUCUACACAAGAGGAUCAACAUCAGGCCAAGGCCUUAUACGUGUAGUGAAUGUGGGAAGGCCUUCCUUACACAGGCUCAUCUAGAUGGUCACCAGAAAAUCCAUACUGGAGAAUGGCUUUAUGACUGCAAUAAAUGUGGGAAAUUCUUUAUGGACAACUAUAAACUUAUUAUUCAUCAGAGAAUUCACACUGGGAAAAGGCCUUAUAAAUGCAGCAAAUGUGGGAAAUUCUUUAGCUAUCACCAUACACUGAGUAGACAUCAGAAAAUUCACACUGGGGAAAGACCUUAUGAGUGCAAUGAAUGUGGGAAAUUCUUUAUGGACAACUAUAAACUUAUUAUUCAUCAGAGAAUUCACACUGGAAAAAGGCCUUAUAAAUGCAGCAAAUGUGGGAAAUUCUUUAGAUAUCACUGUACACUGAGUAGACAUCAGAAAAUUCACACUGGGGAAAGACCUUAUGAGUGCAGUGAAUGUGGGAAAUUCUUAAGGGAUCGCUACCAACUCAUUAUUCAUCAGAGAGUUCACACUGGAGAAAAGCCUUAUGAAUGCAGCAACUGUGGGAAGUUCCUUGGAUACCGUUCUACAUUAAGUAAACACUAUAAAGUUUGCACUGGGGAGAGGCCUCAUGAGUGCAGUAAAUGUGGGGAAUUGUUUAGGACCAAAUCAAGCCUUUCUACACAUCAGCAGUCUCACUAGAGAAAGUCCUUUUAAGUUAAGGGAAUGUGGGAAAGACUUCAGCAACAAAUGUAAUACUGGUCAGCACCAAAAAAAUUCACAUAGGAGAAAGGUUUUAUGAGUGUGGUGAAUGCAGGAAAGUCUUUAACCAAAACUCUCACUUCACUAAGCACCAACAAGUUCAUAUCAGGUAAAGAACCUAUUAAUAUAUGUAAAUUUGAUGUUGAGAGUUUAGACAAAUCCCUGAGGAUUUCCUGCUGGGAACUACGUUAAGAACAUCUAUAAUUGUGGCAAAAUACAGGUAACUUAAAAUCUGUCAUCUCAGCCCAUAUUUAAAUGUACUGUUCAGUAGUGUUAAGUCAUUCACAUUGUUGUCAGUUAAGAUCCAGAAGUUUUCUCAACUUACACUAAAACAUUAAACCCUUUGACCAGGGGUCCACAACCCCCAGGCUGCAGACUGGUACCAGCUCCAGACUGGCCCGCUUGCAGACUGUUAGGAACCAGGCCAGCAUGACCACCUGAGCUCUACCUCCUGUCAGAUCAGUAGCAGCGUUAGAUUUUCAUAGGAGCACAAACCCUCUUGUGAACUGCAUGCGAGGGGUUUAGGUUGUGUGCUCCUUAUGAGAAUCUAAUGCCCGAUGAUCUGAGUUAGAACAGUUUCAUCCUGAAACUAUCCUCCCCCUCGUCUGUCCCUAACACCACCCCCCCCCCCAUAACCACUACUGUAUGAAUUUUACUACUGUAAAUACUUCGUAUGAGAAAACUUAAGUUUUAGACUUCUGUGGCUUAUUUUGUGGCUUAUUUCCCUGAAUGUCUUCAGGGUUUAUCCAUGUUGUAGCAUAAUUUAUAAUUUUCAUCUUUUUUAAAGGCUGAAUAAAAUCCCACUGUACUCAUGCAUUGCUUAACAGGAGGAGUACGUUCCGAGUAAUUCAUCUUAAGGGAUUUUGUCAUUGUGCGAACGAAGAGUGUACUUACACAAACCUAGAGUGUACUUACACAGCCUAUUACACACCAGGGCUGUAUGAUAUGGCCCAUUGCUCCUAGGCUGCAAACCUUAACAGCGUGUUACUGUACUAUUAUUUUUCCCCGAUUGAAACACGUCAGGGAGCGAGUGGUGAGUGAAUGUAAAGCUCUCGGACAUUACUGUAUUAUAGGCUUUAUAAGACAUUGUACACUGAGGCUACUCUAAUUUUUUCUUUAAUAAUAAAUUAACCUUAGUCUACCGUAA